AGGAGUUGUGAGCGGAGCUCGAGAAGUCUGGAUCAGGAUUCUCCUCCUAAGAAGCGAAAGGUGCAGCCCAGUUUUCCCUCCAGCUCUCAUCUGCUGAGUGCCAAGCGAGUGCCCACCUCUCUGCAGAGCAAGAGCAGCGACAUCGAGACCACCGUCUUCUACAUCCCUGGGGUGGAUGUUAAGCUACACUACAACUCUAAAACACUGAAGACGGAGUCGCCCAAUGCCUCUCGCGGAUCCUCGCUUCCCAGAACGCUCUCCAAAGAGUCCAAGCUGUAUGGUAUGAGAGACGCACCAACACCUGCACCAGCACCAGCAGCCUCAGGCCCUGGCAAGACAAACACACUCCUCUCCCCUCCUCCCCCUCCUCUCCCUUCAGCUAAAGGGAAGGCAGGUGUAGGGGUGAAGACGGCUAAGCUGUAUGCAUGGGUAGCCCUGCAAACGCUGCCAGAGGAAAUGGUCAUCAGCCCAUGUCUGCUGGACUUCCUGGAGAAAGCACUGGAAACCAUUCCCAUCACACCGGUCGACAGGAACUACACAACACUCAAUGUUCAUGAAGAAGAUGUGGGCCACUUUGACUCUGUGGAGCCUCUUGAGGAGUCUCAGGUGUCUCUAGUGUCUUCAGCUACAUCUCCGUACUCCUCCUUCCCUGUGGAUGUUGUAGUUUAUGUCAGGGUGCAGCCGUCUCAGAUCCGCUUCAGCUGUCUGCCCAUGUCUCGAGUGGAGUGCAUGCUGAAGCUUCCCUCUCUGGACUUGGUCUUCUCGUCCAAUAGGGGAGAGCUGGAGCCCACCAGUGCCACCUAUCCAUCUGAGGGCCAGCACACACCUUCCUCCACACCUCCAUCAGUACACAAUGCCAACAGAGUGCCUGGAGGACCUUCCACAGGGUUAGGCAGUCCUCUAGGGCGGAGUCGUCACCAUAGCAGCCAAUCAGAUCUCACCGGCCCACCCAUUAACUCGUCAGGCCUGAGUUUCACCGCAUGCAUGUCAGAUUUCUCACUCUAUGUAUUUCAUCCAUACGGAGCUGGCAAACAGAAGUCUGCAGUAACUGGCCUCCCACCUGGGCCAGGACCACUGGGAUCAGUUGAGGACGAGGCCUCUUCAGUGACGGGCAGGAAAGACUCUCUCUCCAUCAACUUGGAGUUUGUUAAAGUCAGUCUUUCCAGGAUGAGACGCACAGGAUGUCCAGCAUUUAUUGAUACUUUCAUUGCCAGCAAGGGUGGAAAAAUGGACACAACAUUAAUCAAUAUUUCAGCCGUCUGUGAUAUUGGUUCUGCAUCUUUCAAAUAUGACAUGAGGCGUCUGAGUGAGAUUCUUGCAUUCCCGCGAGCUUGGUACCGCAGAAGCAUAGCCCGGAGGUUGUUUCUGGGAGACCAGACAAUCAACUUACCAUCAGGUCCUGCUACACCAGACUCUGUAGAGAGCAUCGCUCAGCACCUUUCCCCUGAAUCUAGCCGAAAAGCAUACUGGAGGACGUGGGACGGUCAGACCACUCAACACCCUUCCUCUUCUGUCUUCACUGACACCACACCAAGCCACUCACACCUUAAAUCACCCGCCACCGGACGAACCCGCAGUGUAUCCGACUCCUCCGCACCACGUAGAGACUCUGUUACCAAGACCUCUACCCCGUCGUUCCGGAACGGAAAAGCAGCAGCGCAGCAGGGUUCACCAUGGGAGACGCUGGUGGUGUUCGCCAUCAACCUGAAACAGCUUAAUGUGCAGAUGAACAUGAGCAACGUCAUGGGCAAUAAUACUUGGACAACGAGUGGGCUGAAGAGUCAGGGCCGUCUGUCAGUGGGCAGCAACAGAGACCGUGAGAUCAGCAUGUCUAUUGGACUGGGACGCUCCAAACUGGACUCCAAAGGAGGAGUGGUGGGUGGAAACAUUGAUGUCAACACGCUGGAGAUGGUCUCUCACAUUUCAGAACAUCCAAACCAGCAGCCCAGUCAUAAGAUCCAGAUCACCAUGGGCUCCACAGAGGCACGUCUGGACUACAUGGGCUCCAGCAUAUUGAUGGGCAUCUUCAGUAACGCUGACCUGCAGCUCCAGGAUGAGUGGAAGGUGAAUCUAUGCACAGCCGAGGCCAGUCUAUCUGAGAAAAGUGAGAUCUUUGUGCACGGGGACCUGCAGUGGGACAUUUUCCAGGUGAUCAUCUCUCGCUCCACCACUCCUGACCUGAUAAAGAUCGGCAUGAAGCUGCAGGAGUUCUUCACACAGCAGUUUGACACCAGCAAGCGAGCCCUGUCCACCUGGGGCCCGGUGCCCUACAUGCCUCCCAAAACACCAGUCAUCAACACAGACAAGGCAUCUGCUGAACUCUAUAUGGAUGCUGCUCAUCACAGGCACUGGCCCAAUGUGUUGAAGAUGGUGGCCGGAUGCCACAUUUCCCUCUUCCAGAUGCCUCUCCCGGAGGAUGCCGUGCAGCUGGGUGGCUCUAUGAGUCUACAUGGAAACCACAUGACUCUGGCUUGCUUCCACGGACCCAACUUUCGCUCCAAGUCCUGGGUGUUGUUCCAUCUGGAAGAGCCCAACAUCGCCUUCUGGACUGAAGCACAGAAGAUUUGGGAGGAUGGCUGCAGUGAUGAUUCUACAUAUAUAGUUCAAACCCUGGACUUUCACCUUGGGCAUAAUACCAUGGUCACCAAGCCUUGCGGUGCUCUGGAGAGCCCCAUGGCGACCAUCACUAAGGUCACCCGCCGUCGGCAUGAAAACCCCCCGCAUGGAGUGGCUACGGUCAAAGAGUGGUUCAACUAUGUCACUGCCAUGAGGAACGAAGAGCUGAAUUUGCUGCGUAAUGUGGAUGCAAACAACUCUGAGAGCGGCGCAGCAGCAAAGAGCUCCAGCCUUCUGAGCGGCUUCAGGGGCUCUUCCAGCUACAACCACGAAACCGAGACCAUCUUCGCCCUUCCCAAAAUGCAGCUCCAGUUCAAGUCCAUCCAUGUACAAGACCCAGAGGAACCUUCGCUCAGUGAUGCCAACAGCAAACCCAAAGUGGAGUGCAGUGUGGUGACCGAGUUCACCGAUCACAUCUGCGUCACCAUGGAUGCAGAGCUCAUUAUGUUCCUGCAUGACCUGGUGUCGGCGUACCUGAAGGAAAAAGAGAAAGCACUCUUUGCACCGCGCAUGUUUGCAUCUCGGCCUGGCCAGAAGAGCCCAACAACGCAGCAGGAUGAGCCAUCAUCUGACAAGAAGGAGGAGAGAGAGAAAGAAGAAGGAGUGAACUACACCACAGUGGACUGGAGAGAGUUCCUCUGCAACACGUGGCAUCUGGAGCCCACACUACGGUUGAUCUCGUGGACGGGUCGUAAGAUCGAUCCAGUAGGAGUGGACUACAUUCUGCAGAAGCUGGGUUUCCAUCACGCCAGAACCACAAUCCCCAAGUGGCUGCAACGAGGAGUGAUGGACCCUCUGGAUAAAGUCCUGUCUGUUCUCAUUAAGAAACUGGGCACGGCUCUGCAGGACGAGAGGGAGAAGAAAGGGCAAAGAGACAAAGACGAGCAUUAA
Molecule: messenger RNA, 3507 nt
Organism: Danio rerio (zebrafish)
Lineage: Eukaryota; Metazoa; Chordata; Actinopteri; Cypriniformes; Danionidae
Gene: bltp1
Product: bridge-like lipid transfer protein family member 1
Source: RefSeq, marked validated